Anisakis simplex (herring worm) is the source of this 627-nucleotide messenger RNA. The record is from the annotation of a GenBank genome assembly. NCBI's taxonomy places the organism in Eukaryota, Metazoa, Nematoda, Chromadorea, Rhabditida, Anisakidae.
GCAAAGAAUCUGUUGAUAUUGUACGAUGCAGUAGGGACGCUGGCAGAUAGUGUUGGAUCGAAUCUGAAUCAGCCACAGUAUGUACAGACUCUAAUGGAGCCGUUGAUGGCAAAAUGGUCAUCGUUAUCGGAUGACGACAAGGAAUUGUUUCCGUUGCUGGAGUGCUUAUCGAGUGUGGCCACUGCUCUGCACGUGUCGUUCUUGCCGUUUUGUGAGCCGGUGUUUAGAAGGUGUACGGCGUUGAUAGGGCGGUGUUUGCAGCAGGUGCAGUUAGCAGUGGAGCGACCGGCCGAAUACGAUAUGCCCGAUAAGGACUUCUUGAUAGUGGCACUGGAUCUGCUGUCGGGCCUGGCCGAGGGCCUAUCGGAUCACAUCGACCAGCUGGUGGCGUCGAGUCAGAUCGUGGCGUUGAUUUACCAGUGCUCAAUGGUGUGUUUUGAUUUGGGAAAGCUUAUUUGCGGUCGUUGCGCUGCAGAAUUAUUGGGGAAAUUUUUGGGGAAUGUGGUGGGGAAUUUCAGUGGUAAUUUGGCGUAUUUGUUUCGGUUUUGGAGAGCAGGUCGUGUUCUGUGGGCAUUUAUUUAUGGGAGUGAAAAUUUUUAUGCGCAUCUGGGGAAUUGGUUUGUUUGA